AUGGUGCCGGUGGGAAGGUGUAGAGGGGUGAUUGGGCCUUGGUUGGCGCCGGCGGGAGCAGAGGACCCGGAAGAGAAGCGGGAAGUUCACCAUUUUGCGGGUGAGGGCCUUUUGGUCUCCGGCAAUUUGCAGUCAUACCGCGCCCCCCACCCCAAGAGAACCACUUCCAGCGGUUCUUUCUUUAGACCGUCGCCAGUGUGCGGGAUCUGCGCCUGCCCGCCUCUCCAGCUGCUGCUCCGCUCCCACUCCGCGCCCUUCUCCGGCGGAACCGGGGCCGCCUCGGCCCGCGGGAGGCAGUCAGCCCGGGGUGACAGGCUAGGGGCGCGGCCGCCUUGGGCUGCCGACGCCCUCACCGAAGACCUUCCGGAGCCCCGGGUCCUCCCUGGCGCUUCUCGGGGCUGCGCGCUCCAGCCCCGGGCUCCCGCCGCUCUUCCCCGUUUCCCGGGACCACCGCGCCUUCCCCGCCAGCGCCCGUGUGAACCGUCGCGGCCCCGUCCUGACCUGAUCCCAGGGCGCACAGGGCGCCCCUUCCGUGUCGCCCCGGGGACUGCGGUCGGUCCCCAGGCCCUCAGGGCCCCGCCGCCGCCGCCGCCGCCCGACCCCGCCUCGGUCGUCCGCGGCCGCACCCCAGCGAAGACCCUCGCCGCUCCGCCGGGACCCCGCCCACCGCGUCCCCAUGACGACGGGUGGCCGCGCGGCCCGCCGCGGGCGGAGGCGGAAGUCCUGCCCUGGUGUCCCGUGAUGCAUUGCGAGCGCAACGUAGCCGGAAGCCGGUGGCGGCGGGGCGGGCGGCCGGCGCGCGUCCUCGGAGCUGCUCGCUGCGCGGCCCGACCCCGCUUGGACCCCGGCUCCACCCUGCCCCGAGCCCGAUCGCCGUCGGCCCGGUCCCACUUGGACUCCGCUUGGACCCCGGCUCAACCUCGUCCGGACCUCGCCAAGACCGCCGAUUGCUCUGCCCGGACUCCGAUCGACGUCGGCCCGACCCUGCUUGGACCCCGACUCGACACUGCCCGGACCCCUCUUGGAUCUAGCCCGCCGGUAAGCGCGCGGCCCGAGGUCCCCGGCGCCCGCGCCCCGGGCACGGCUCGGCGACGCCGGCCGGGACCCCAGCCCCUCCGCCCCGCGCGCUCCACCUCAGGCUCUGGAAUCCCCCAUAGUCACGAGCCCCUGCCCGCCCACACCGACUGCGCGGGGUGA
This is a messenger RNA of Manis javanica (Malayan pangolin), 1197 nucleotides long. NCBI's taxonomy places the organism in Eukaryota, Metazoa, Chordata, Mammalia, Pholidota, Manidae. The record is from RefSeq and is a predicted model, not a curated record.